CACCAAGCUUGGGGAAGACGCACUUAGAACAUCCCACCACUCCUGGGACUGCACCUGCAACAGAUGCCACGGCAGAACAUGCAACAGAGACAGGUGGCCCAACUGAGCUCCAACAUCAAGCAAGCACUGAGCAAACAGCAAGCCGGAAUCAACAAACUCCACAAGAGCAAGGAGAACAGCAAGGCAAAGCAUCAGAGCAGCCAGAAGCAGCCAAAGUAGAAGCAAGCAGCCAACCGGCCAAGAGUGCGACACCUGCAGCACCAAGCUUGGGGAAGACGCACUUAGAAAAUCCGACCACUCCUGAGACUGUACCUGCAACAGAUGCCACGGCAGAACAUGCAACAGAGACAGGUGGCCCAACUGAGCUCCAACAUCAAGCAAGCACUGAGCAAACAGCAAGCCAGAAUCAACAAACUCCACAAGAGCAAGGAGAACAGCAAGGCAAAGCAUCAGAGCAGCCAGAAGCAGCCAAAGUAGAAGCAAGCAGCCAACCGGCCAAGAGUGCGACACCUGCAGCACCAAGCUUGUUGAAGACGCACUUAGAACAUCCGACCCCUCCUGAGAUUGCACCUGCAACAGAUGCCACGGCAGAACAUGCAACAGAGACAGCACCAAGCCUGGGGAAGACGCACUUAGAACAUCCCACCACUCCUGGGACUGCACCUGCAACAGAUGCCACGGCAGAACAUGCAACAGAGACAGGUGGCCCAACUGAGCUCCAGCAACAAGCAAGCGCUGAGAAAGCAGCAAGCCAGAAGCAACAAGCUCCACAAGAGCAAGGAGAACAGCAAGGCGAAGCAUCAGAGCAGCCAGAGGCAGCCAAAGUAGAAGCAAGCAGCCAACCGGCCAAGAGUGCGACACCUGCAGCACCAAGCCUGGGGAAGACGCACUUAGAACAUCCGACCCCUCCUGAGACUGCACCUGCAACAGAUGCCACGGCAGAACAUGCAACAGAGACAGGUGGCCCAACUGAGCUCCAACAUCAAGCAAGCACUGAGCAAACAGCAAGCCAGAAGCAACAAGCUCCACAAGAGCAAGGAGAACAGCAAGGCAAAGCAUCAGAGCAGCCAGAAGCAGCCAAAGUAGAAGCAAGAAGCCAACCGGCCAAGAGUGCGACACAUGCAGCACCAAGAUUGUUGAAGACGCACUUAGAACAUCCGACCCCUCCUGAGACUGCACCUGCAACAGAUGCCACGGCAGAACAUGCAACAGAGACAGGUGGCCCAACUGAGCUCCAGCAACAAGCAAGCAAUGAGCAAACAGCAAGCCAGAAGCAACAAGCUCCACAAGAGCAAGGAGAACAGCAAGGCAAAGCAUCAGAGCAGCCAGAAGCAGCCAAAGUAGAAGCAAGCAGCCAACCGGCCAAGAAUGCGACACCUGCAGCACCAAGCCUGGGGAAGACGCACUUAGAACAUCUGACCACUCGUGAGACUGCACCUGCAACAGAUGCCACGGCAGAACAUGCAACAGAGACAGGUGGUCCAACUGAGCUCCAACAUCAAGCAAGCACUGAGCAAACAGCAAGCCAGAAGCAUCAAGCUCCACAAGAGCAAGGAGAACAGAACAGUGAAGCAUCGCAGCCAAGGCAAGCAACCAAAGCGGAAGCAGCUAAACUAUCUUUCAUUAGAGAGAUGCAGCUGCAGCAGCAGAGGGCACAAUCAGCAAGCAUUAAGCGAGCAUACUCUCGAGCAAGUCAGGGCAGCACUGUAUCAAUCAGCAGCAGCAGCAGUGGUGUCAAAGUAGAAGUGAAAGAUGAAGUCAUAAGCCCAAUGCAGCCACAGCAUGUUUCAAAAAGGCGAAGAAAAAGCAGCACGGCAACCAUGCCCACACCAUGGCAGAUAGCAGUGCAGAAGCCGUUGCAAGACCCUGCUAUCAAACGUGAGCCUACAUCACCGCUCCCAUCUGUAGAGGAUGUGAUGUUAUGCAAAGAUGUGUUGGAAGAAUUGGAACAAGAGGCAGCAAAGAAACGCAGAAUCGAUGAAGCCUUGGCUGCAAAGGUUUCCCAUAUGUCUUCUUUGCAGGUACCUCCAACACCUGGAUGCACGCAGCAGCAUGAAAACGGCACCCCAAGCCCCAGUAAAGACACAAAAGUUCAGUGCAUCAUGCUUCCAGAGAGCACUUGGGAGAAAAUGAAACAGAACAGUGGAGGCUACUUUUUGCGGGGUUAUGCCCUGAGACAUGUUCCGCAAAAGCUUUUUGUCCUGGUGAAUGUGGGUGAUGGCACCAGCUGUCACUAUGUGGGCCAAAUCAAUGUGUCCAAGACAGUGGAAUUGAACCGAGCUUGUCACGUGAGACAGUAUGAGACAAACCACAGCGAGGCUAAGUUCUGGAUUGACAAAAUCAAAGCUGAAAAGCUUGUGUUUGCCUGGAAAAUCAACAAGAUUAAGGCCUUGAAGGCACCAACGACAGUUCGAUUCACUGCUGCAAGGUUCAGGAAUAGGCACUUCACAUGCCUCAAAUCACAGCUCAACCAAGGGAUUAUGGGCUUAACAAUGCCCAAACCCUCUUUGUUUUCAACCCCUGCCUGGUUUAUCAACCUUCUGCCUACAGAGAACUACAAGCACCUUCAGGAAGUUGCUACAGAGCUAGACGGCACUGAGCUUCGCGUAGGUACAGCCUGUUCUGGCGUUGACGUGUGUGUGGAUGCCAUUCGGGGCCUCAUUGAGGGAAUCAACCAUGAGUUUGGAGUUGCUUGGCUGCAAUUCCGAAUCUGUCUGGGGUAUUAA
Cladocopium goreaui is the source of this 2726-nucleotide messenger RNA. NCBI's taxonomy places the organism in Eukaryota, Dinophyceae, Suessiales, Symbiodiniaceae. The record is from the annotation of a GenBank genome assembly.